AUGGCACGACCACUUACAGACGCGGAGAGAGCCCGUGUUCGGGCUCACAUGGAUUUUCUUGACAGGGCUAUGGCCGUUAUCAGAGAGUCAGAGUUCGAUCCCGACAAGGUCAAUGCUGCUCACAAGGCGGCUGCCAGGGCGUAUCCCGUUAGCAAAGGAAUGUUCCAGGCUUAUAGCGCAGAGGUCCUGAUAGAAGUGGCUGACCCCCUGAGGGUGUUGAAAAACUUGUGUAAUAUCCUCAAACCAGACGCGUCUUGGGGUCUGGCCAUGUACCGUGCCUGGUACAACGACGAUGCGGCUUGGCAUCGUAUACUUUCUGUGCUCCGCCGAGAUAUCGAGUCAUCACUAGCAUCCAAGUUCGAAGGAGCAGGUCCCGAGAAGAUCCGCGAGCAUUUCCAUAGCUGGGCUGUAGAUGAGCUACAACGUAACUGGCGUGCCGAUCGCGAGCCCGCGACCAAGGACGAAAUAACUGGCGCAGCCGGCAGUCCGGAUUAUCUGCACUGUGCUGGAUCUCGCUACAAUUUCUUUCUUCUUGUUGACGACAUCUGCCUCGAAUCCAUUGAGAUGAUGAACGAGCCCGUGUUCAAGCUCGUCAAGGGAAACUGGGCGCCCGACAGCAAAGGAGACGAAGCUGCGGAAGACGAGAAGUUUGACUGGGAGGGCAGAGGAAUAAAUAGCGUUCAUGAAGACGUCGGUUGGAUGUACGUCGACGCCAGUGACUACGUUGAUGUUCAGGACCAGUUGCAGGAGGAUGGUUUCUGGCCGGAAUUGUAUGUAAGGCCGUCGCUCAUGCGCUGGUGGAAGGUUUCAACAGGGCGCCUGGUUUCUGACGACGGAACGCAUAUUCUGCAUAGAUAA
This is a messenger RNA of Alternaria burnsii, 858 nucleotides long. RefSeq lists its product as uncharacterized. The record is from RefSeq and is a predicted model, not a curated record. Bases 1 to 858 code for a protein of 285 amino acids. Lineage: Eukaryota; Fungi; Ascomycota; Dothideomycetes; Pleosporales; Pleosporaceae. The transcript is spliced from 2 exons.